AUGAAUAAUGCAGGCUUCGUAGACGUCGCGGACGUGAUCGUAAACAACUCCAAGGCCAAUAUCCCCCUCGAGACGAUGCGGACCGACAAUUACAUGUACAAGCGCCGCUUUUUCACCCUCGUCCCCGACUACUUCCCGACGUCCCGCAUGCGCGAGAUCGUUGACUACCUGCACGCGCACGACCAGCAAUACGUGAUGAUGAUCGACCCGGCAGUGGCCUACCUUCCCGAUGAGCCUGACAGCGCAUAUGCCCGCGGCUCCGAUAAAGGUGUCUGGUUUCUCUAUCCAAACGACUCCUACUAUGAGGGUCUUGUCUGGCCGGGCGUCACCGUUUGGCCGGACUGGUUCAACCCGGACGCGUCUCUCUUCUGGACAGCCGAAGAUAUGAUUACGGAAGCGAAGCGCGAGCAGCAACCGAUCAACCAUUAUGGCGAAGAUUUGAACACGCCACCAUAUCAGAUCAACAACGCAGCGGGUGUGCUAUCGAGCGAAACUGCCGAUACUGACGUGACUCACUACAACGGACUUCUCGAGUAUGAUACACAUCAGUCCUUUUCCUUCGACAUUCUUUUAGUAUGUUGUCUAACCUCUGUCAUCCACGUAGACAACCUCUACGGCACCAUGAUGCCCGCCGCAACAUGUGAGGCGAUGCUCGCCCGCCGCCCGUGGCUGCGCACGCUCGUCAUCACACGCUCAACGUUCGCCGGUGCCGGGGCGCGCGUCGGGAAAUGGCUCGGCGAUAAUUUCAGCGCAUGGUACCCAUGGUCGGGAGUGACAUCUGCGGGUACGAAUCUGUGCGCGCGCUGGGCGAUGUUGGGCGCGUUUAUCCCGUUCAUGCGAAAUCAUAACGCAGACACGUCCAUCAGUCAAGAGCUCUAUCGUUGGCCAACAGUAGCGCAGGCGGCGCGCAACGCGCUCAACAUCAGGUACCGCCCACUCGACUACCUCUACACAGCGCUGCACCAGGCAAGCGUGGACGGCACGCCUGUCGCAUCGCCGCUCUGGUUCGCGUACCCCUCGGACGCGAACACAUUCGGGAUCGACCUGCAGCACUGGCGCGAAGGUUACACACGCCUUCAGGCGACCGACUUCGAGCUCGUUGUCGCCCCCGGACGGGAUGGGCGCGCGACCGGGCCGCUCUACGUGGACGACGGCGUGCAGGACAAGGCGACGCAGGUGGGACUAACGUUCUCAAACAACGUGCUGUCGGUUAAGGGCAGCUUUGGGUACCUGCUUGGGGUGAACGCGCGACGCGUGCGGGUGCUCGGUGUGGAGAAGAAGCCGGUGGGAGCUAAGCUCAGGGUCAGGGGGAAGAGCAAGGAUGUGAAAGUUACUUAG
Molecule: messenger RNA, 1338 nt
Organism: Punctularia strigosozonata HHB-11173 SS5
Lineage: Eukaryota; Fungi; Basidiomycota; Agaricomycetes; Corticiales; Punctulariaceae
Product: glycoside hydrolase
Exons: 11
Coding region: 1-1338 (445 amino acids)
Biological process (GO): carbohydrate metabolic process
Molecular function (GO): hydrolase activity, hydrolyzing O-glycosyl compounds
Source: RefSeq, a predicted model, not a curated record